Messenger RNA from Rhizophagus irregularis DAOM 181602=DAOM 197198, 763 nucleotides. RefSeq lists its product as uncharacterized. The record is from RefSeq and is a predicted model, not a curated record. Gene Ontology annotation, cellular component: cytoplasm. NCBI's taxonomy places the organism in Eukaryota, Fungi, Glomeromycota, Glomeromycetes, Glomerales, Glomeraceae. Gene Ontology annotation, molecular function: 5'-deoxynucleotidase activity.
UCAGAUAUUGUAUUAAGGAUGGAAAAUAAAAAUCAGACUAAAAAUUCUGUUAGUAAUUUCACAAAUUUGCUCGAAUUUUUUCAUAUUGUUGAAAAUUUAAAGAAAACGAAACGUACUGGAUGGAUUCAAUUUAAUAUCAAGAAUCCUGAAUCAAUAUCAGAUCAUAUGUAUAGAAUGUCAAUACUUGCAUUGUUAUUGAAUGAUGAUGAUCUAGAUAAGAAUAAAUGUGUCAAAAUGGCCGUUGUUCACGAUUUAGCUGAAGGUAUAGUGGGAGAUAUAUCGCCUGCUGAAGGAAUCACAAAAGAAGAGAAACAUCGAAGAGAAAUGGAAGCAAUGCAACAUAUUUGUAAAGAAUUACUUGGAAAUUCUUUACAAUCUCAGGAGAUUUUUUCUUUGUGGCAGGAAUAUGAAAAUGGUGAAACUAUGGAGGCAAAAUUUGUAAAAGAUUUGGAUAAAUUUGAAAUGAUCUUACAAGCUUUUGAAUACGAAAAAUCGGAUAAGAAAGAUCUUAGUGAAUUUUUCGAAACUACGAGAGGAAAAUUUAAUCAUCCUCUUGUAAAAUCAUGGGUUGAGGAACUUUAUCUUAGACGAGAAACAUUAACAAACUAAUUUUAGUGUGUUAUAUCUAUUACGAUUAUUAUUAAUCAUAAUGAAAAACAGAACAUUUAAUAAUUUUAAUAAUUUAAAUUUAUUUGCGAUUAUUAUCAGAAUCAAAAUUCCUGAUAUAAAUUAAUCAAAAAUAUAAUUUAAACCUAAUUUUGUU